GGUAGCAUUUGAAAGAAAGAAGAAGAAGAAAAAAAUGUCAGCUUCAAAGCUCGCACUGUACGGAAUCGGAACCGCACUGUUCCGUAACCGUCGAACUGCAACUUCAACUGUCAACUCUCCAUUUCUAUUCUUCAAACCUAUACCCUUCGCGCCACCGCUCUUCCACCGCCGCGCUUCCUCCUCCUCCGCCGCCGCCGAUGAAGAAACCGUAUUCUCCGUCGACCAGCACCAUCCCUGGCCCGAAUGGGUCUCUUUCGUUGACCGCUUGAAGACCAAAGGCUAUCUCACAAAACGCUCUUCUUCAAAUAACGAUGAGAGUGUUUACAUAAACAUCUACCUCUUGAAAGAUGCUUGUCUCAGCUUCUCCCGUGACCGCUACGAUCUUUUCAAAUUGCUGGCAUUGAAAGAUAUCCAAUCAAUUGUUGAGGGAGGAUGUCCUAAUGUUCUUCGUAAACCUGUUAACUCGGCUAAAAGGUUGAGAGCCCACCUGCGAUUGGAUGAAGGGGAUGUUUGUAGUGCUUGCAAUCUGCGAGGCUCCUGUGAUAGAGCUUACGUGAUUUUAAAAGAAUUUGAAGCUGAUGCUCGGACUGUGGAUAUAGUACGGAUACUUUUGUUCUAUGCACUAGAUCCACUUGUUCUUUCUGGAGGAGAGAAACCACCGGGCAGAGAAGUUAUUGAAUCAUCUGCAAGAAAACUUCUCUCUCAGCUGAUUGAGUUGAGUGAGUCGUACCCAGCUCCACCUCCUGCUCCCGCUCAUUCAAAGCUCACUGCACAGGAUUCUGUGGCAAAAGGCCAACCUCUAAGAUUUAUGACUAAUAAGUUGUCUAAAGAUGUUGAGAUGAAGAAGGGUGACUGGAUGUGUCCAAAAUGCAAUUUUAUGAACUUUUCUAGGAAUAUGCAUUGCCUAGAAUGUAAUGAAGAUAGGCCAAAGGAUAUUGACUUGCUUGCUGUUGAAAUGAAGCAAGGAGAUUGGAACUGUCCUGAAUGCAGUUUCUUAAAUUUUUCCAGAAACACACGGUGUCUAAAAUGCAAAACAGAGGGGCCGUCAAAGCGUGGCAGUACAGGGGAAGUUGAAAUAAAAAAAGGAGAUUGGACUUGCAAGCAGUGCGGGUUCAUUAAUUAUGCUAGAAAUUUGAAGUGUUUACGUUGUCCUGAGCAGAGGCCCAAGAAACAUCCUGGGGAUUGGAGUUGUCCCAAGUGUGAUUUCUACAAUUUCAAUAGAAACACGGCGUGCAUGAAGUGCAAUACUAAAUGCCCUAAAGAACAAGCAACCAAUGAUUAUAACGAGCAUAUAUGGAGACGGUCAAACUGAUCAAAAAAAGGCUAUCAGGCUUUUUCAUUGGGGGGGUUCAUGAUUUUGGCCUUGGCUUUAACAAAUAUUUUUUCGUAGAUGCAGUCUCUAUCUGCCCAUGUUUCUUAAUCAAUCUUCUCAUUAAUGUGGUGCUAACUGCUUCGUCUUUAGAAAUGCUACAUACACAACAAUUAGGGAUACGCAUGUUAUUUGAUUGUAUGUGUGUUUUAAUAUGAUCAUAUACAGUUCUAAAAGCAAAUUUAAUGUGUUAUGUAGUAUUAUUCUUGAUAUACAGAGCAGGAU
Messenger RNA from Gastrolobium bilobum, 1594 nucleotides. Its product is annotated as zinc finger protein VAR3, chloroplastic. The record is from RefSeq and is a predicted model, not a curated record. Gene Ontology annotation, molecular function: mRNA binding. The transcript is spliced from 7 exons. Bases 35 to 1312 code for a protein of 425 amino acids. Gene Ontology annotation, cellular component: cytoplasm. Lineage: Eukaryota; Viridiplantae; Streptophyta; Magnoliopsida; Fabales; Fabaceae.